Camellia sinensis is the source of this 1008-nucleotide messenger RNA. RefSeq lists its product as uncharacterized. The record is from RefSeq and is a predicted model, not a curated record. NCBI's taxonomy places the organism in Eukaryota, Viridiplantae, Streptophyta, Magnoliopsida, Ericales, Theaceae.
UUUCCUCUCUGAUUUCUCUCCCUCCCUCCCUCCCUCUCUCCCUCUCUCUCAUAUAUUUAUAAUCUUCUCCAUUUCAAGCCCUAAUUUCAUGUUCACAAAAUUCCCCAAAUUUGAAAGCCUAGCCCAAAUCCUCACUGCACACCGCUGCAAUGCCACCAGCUAUUCCAUAGAUAAUAGAUCAAACAGUAUCAGUUUAUAUAUGGUCUUAUGUAUAUAACAUCAUGCAGGUAUCUCAAAGUAAGAGCAAUGAAGAAAUCAACAUAAAUGGCUCUUCCAGUAUUAUUGGCAUGAAGUCUCAAUCUCCUAGACAAACCUCUGAGAGCUUCACACAGGCAUUACCUUCAAAUGAUUGCCCAAGUUCUAGGGACACUGAAGCUCAAGCUCAACUGCCUCUCAUUGAAUCUGAUGAUAAAAUUACUGGGCUUUUGAUUGGAGUAAUCACACCAAUAAGGAAGAUUAUGAUUGGUGAUAAUGCCCCUCUUCAUGUGCUCAAGAGUUCUGCAUCUUUGCUGGGCUGCAGCAAGUGAGGUAUUGCAUCAAAACUGGAGGUAUUGAUCUGCUAUCAGGUAUGGAAGCAGCUACCUACUUUUGAGUCUGCUGAUUGUGGUGUGGCUGCUGCUUUUGGUCCAGAUUCUGUAUGGAAGCAGCUAGCUGCAAGUUUUGGUGAUUGUUAAACAGGAUAGGUGGCUUAAUUGAUUUGUUGGUUUGAUAUGCUAAGUUGUGGGUAGAUCUUGUUGUGCUUUUGUUGUUGAGGUGUUUUCUUCGGUCUCUUUGGUCAAAUUUUGCCUCAAGUUUGGUGUGGCCUUGUCUGGUUGCUGAGGCCAGUGACUGAUUUGGGUUGCUGAUUUUGGUGGAUCUUUGUUUUCCUAUCUAUAUGUGCUGAUUCUUCUAAUUUUGCUUCUACUGCCUUUUGCUUUUUAGCUGCUUAGGUUGUGGUCUGUUGGUCUGCUAAGUUGGUCUAAUUUGUUCUGUUUGAUUUGGUGGCUGUUAUUUGAAUUGGCUUGUCUA